Psilocybe cubensis is the source of this 2742-nucleotide messenger RNA. RefSeq lists its product as uncharacterized. Lineage: Eukaryota; Fungi; Basidiomycota; Agaricomycetes; Agaricales; Agrocybaceae. Gene Ontology annotation, molecular function: protein kinase activity; ATP binding. The record is from RefSeq and is a predicted model, not a curated record. Bases 1 to 2742 code for a protein of 913 amino acids. The transcript is spliced from 8 exons. Gene Ontology annotation, biological process: protein phosphorylation.
AUGUCCACCUCCAACGGUGACUCUAUCAACGCCAUGCCCGCAACCAGUUCAGAUCACGACAGCGUCGUUGGUGCCACACCUCCCUCAGGUGCAGAUGCCAGCACUAUUUGCAAAACCCCUGUUGCAGGAUCUACGGAAGAACCUAGCACCCACAAUAGUUCAGUCGCCUCCACAAGCGCCGAAGGGGCAACAGCAUCCGAGGCUAAUGCAAAUGGUACUUUGGCAACAACAGCUGAUACCAACUCCAAUAAGCCAACAGCUGAUGCCAACUCCAAUAAGCCGAGACCCUCAGAAACACCCCGAGCCAAUCGCACGGAUGGAAAAACUGAGGAACUCACCACCCUUCGAUCACAGAUUGCCUUAGAAAUGAAUAACGAAUUCGUCGAGUGCAGCGUCGAGGUUUUCUUGAAGCAUUACCUUCCAUUUGAACCUUCUGAAGUAGCUGUCGAAGAAUGUAUCUUGAGACUUCUUGGAAAGGAUGCUGCUCCCACCAACGAUGCUAUUGAAGGCUGCCCCAGUCUCCAGCAGGCCGCAGAACCACUCAGACAAUCCGCACGCUUCAAGACGCUUCAUCAACCUCUCUAUAACAAAGAAGAGCCGAUAUUGUGGGAAAUUAUACUAGAGGAAACCACUGCUCUUCGAUUCACCGACUAUAUGGAAUGCCUCAGUAAUGAAGAGGCAGCAGAAAAGACAUUAUUUACUCCCUUGAAGUCUAUCGCUGAUGCCGUCGGAGGGUACAGUGAGACCUGUGACGGGAGGGUUCGCAACAGUUUUCAGUAUCUGAAUUGCCAGGAUACGAUCAUUUCAUCGGACAUAAGGGGCUCAAACAAUAAGAUAGAUGCCUGCUUUUCAAAUGGAGGGAGUGACCUACACACCAAGUAUAUUGUUGUACCUAUUGAGCAAAAGGUCACCGGUGCCAACAGAGAUUCAAACAACCGUCAGGUAGUAUCGGCAAAUGUUCAAAUUAUGAACGAUGACGUGCGGCGUAUGUUCACCUAUGGGAUGACCUUCGAAGGCGAUGAGGCAACACUUUGGUAUCAUUGUCGCUCCCAUUCUGCUGUUUCGAAACAAUUCAGCUUUAUCGAGAAUCCAAAAUUACUCGUCAAGGUGUUCCUAUCAUUUCUGUUUGCAACAGACGAAGAACUCGGCUACGAUCCCAAUGUCACUCCGGUCGAAGGCAAGAAGCGUCAGUACACCUUCAAAAUCACCAGUUCUGAUGGGAAAUCGGCCAAGUUCUACCGCACUGUCAAGGUACUUUCUGAAUACCCCUCGAACAGCAUAUCUGGUCGCAUGGCGCGUGUAUGGUUGGUCGAUCGGGUUGAUUCUGAAGGCAACAAGAUUGGCCCGCAAUGUGUUUUGAAAGACGUCUGGCUUGGCGUAAAUGCUCUCACUGAAAAGGAGAUCCAGACGGCCAUCUUUGCAGAUAUUGAGAAAUACUGUCACCCCGACAAGCCAGAUUACAACUUGGCAUUGGAUCCUCCUGAAGACUCUCCCGAGGCCUCUCUCAAUAAUAUCAAGAUGCGAAAUGCCGAGCUCGUUAAGUCUGGCGAGUACAAGCAGUAUUUCCUCGAAAUUGAAAGUGAUCAUGCUGGCAAGCCCUCCAAAGAUGUUUUGGAGGGAUGUACUCCCGUCACAGGCUUGUUUCAGAACGCCGAUGCAGAUAGGAUUGCAUCUUUGAAUGACAAUUCUAUUCGACCGGUGGGAUCGACACCUUUUAUAAACAGUGGACAGCAACACAAGCGAACAUAUACCCCCCGUAAACAGUAUCGCGUCAUCUUCAAAGAAGUCUGCCAGGCUGUGGGCGAUCUGCCUACUUUGGGGAAGGUGCUUAAUAUACUUAAACAAACUGUCAUACCCCUUUCGCUCCUGUACUGUGCUGGCUGGGUACACAGAGAUAUAAGCUCGGGGAAUAUUCUUGCUCAUCAAGGAGGCAGCGUCUUGCGGGCCAAAUUGUCAGACCUUGAAUAUGCCAAGAAGUUCCCUCUACCUGAAGAUCAUAAAGCCAACGGUGAUGCCAAAACGGGUACUCCUUUUUUCAUGCCUAUCGAAAUAAUGCAAGACGUUUAUAUAUAUAAUCGAAUCGACAACAAAAACGACAUAGCAUUUGCAAUUCGCGAUCCGUCUCUUUUUGUCGCCAAAAAACAACUCGCCGAGCUUGGUGCCCCCCGGAAAAAUACUUCGCGUAUGUCUUAUACCUCGGUUGUCUAUAACUUUCAACAUGAUCUCGAGUCGCUUUGGACCUGGGCCAACGAAGUUUUUCAACAUGAUGUCGUGCCUACUCCUGAGAGGAUACGCUUUCUGAGGGCUUUGUCCAGCAUCUCGCUUGAAGAUAUCAUGCUCCCAUCAAUCUCAUUUAUGCAUCUCAUGGUGGACUACAUAAGAUCUGCCAUGAAUAUUGCGUAUUCAGGACGAGCAAGGGACGACACACUCAGAGACACGCUAUCUUAUGCUAUCAUUGUAGACCGCUUCCAUUUUUGUUUUCAACUACUCGAGAGUGUCUCCGGCUCCCCUUGGGAGGAAACACCUCUUGUGAUGAACAUUCCCGCUGAUGGCCCCAACUCUGUUCAACCUGCUGAUGCCGCUACAGCAGUGCCCAGUGCUCCCUCACUUUUUGCUGGUUGUAAGAGACCCAAUCCAAACAUUGGGAAGACGGCACCCUCAGAAUCUUUUAAACCAGGCCCGGCUGACGAAGACGUAGAAGCUACCCUGAAACGGCAAAGACCUAAGCGCAUUAAAAUGUAG